Molecule: messenger RNA, 1392 nt
Organism: Chlamydomonas reinhardtii
Lineage: Eukaryota; Viridiplantae; Chlorophyta; Chlorophyceae; Chlamydomonadales; Chlamydomonadaceae
Exons: 5
Coding region: 47-391 (114 amino acids)
Biological process (GO): translation
Cellular component (GO): large ribosomal subunit; ribosome
Molecular function (GO): structural constituent of ribosome
Source: RefSeq, a predicted model, not a curated record
CGGUCAUUUCCCCGACCUAUACCCUUCACUUCACCAACUCUUCAAAAUGGCCUCUCUGUGCAUGCGCUCGUCGCUGGCGCCCAAGGUUGCCUCGCGCAGCUCGGCUUUCCUGGCGUCGCCGGUGGCCCCUGUGCGCUCCGUCGCGCCCGUCAAGGCCGCUCCCACCACCGUGGUUGUGGAGGCCAAGCUGAAGACCCGCAAGUCGGCUGCUAAGCGCUUCAAGGUCACUGGCUCGGGCAAGGUGACUGCCCGCCACGCCGGCAAGCAGCACUUCAACGAGAAGAUGACCCGCGACCACAUCCGCGACUCGUCCAAGAUGUUCGUGCUCAGCCCGGCCAACAUCUACAACGCCACCAAGUGCCUGCCCAACAGCGGCGUUGGCGGCAAGUAAAUGCCUAAACCCGCAGCAGCUAGGAGCGAGGAGCCUGGGCCCAUGCAUGGGCGUGCGAAGCGCCAGCCGCAGAGCUGAAUGCAGCUUUGCAAGCAGCGUCGACAGGCAAACGUGGCAGGCGCAUAACGUCCUGGAUAACAGGCCCGAAGGCAGCCUGACCCAUAUCGCACGUUACCAUCGGAGGGCGCGGUGCAUGGGCGCUGGGUGGACGUUGAGAUGAACAGUGGCGGCGCAGGAGCUAAGCGCCAGGGACGCGUGCCAGCUUCAGCAGGAGUUGGCGAGUUCAAGGCGUGCGGCUGUUGGCCGGAAAUUGGGUGGACAUGGGGCACCUGUCGCGGGUGGUAUGCAAGCGCUGCUGCGCCUGCAGACGGGGCCAGGCGGGCGCAUGUGUGCUGCUGCCCGCGGGGUUGUGUGUUGAAGGUGUCGGUGUGAUGACCGGUGGGCUAGAUUGGUCAGCGCUGGAGCGGUGCCGUCUUGAAAGGCACGGAUGAGGUGAGCGCUUGAGCCGCAUGCCCCGCACCGUGCUUGCGGUGGUGGCCUGUGCCGCGCCAGGAGGCGAUUUUGGGCUGCAGCCGUCUGGUGAUUUUGCACGGGCCGCCCCCAAGUUCCGUGUUUUGGCGUCUGUGCUCGCGACGAACUUUCAACAGACGUCCACCGUUGUGAGACGUCGGAUUGCGAACUUAGGUAACAGGUCAGUCGGAGGGCGACGGCCUGCUGUAACACCACCAAAUCACAAGGCCCUUGCUGGGUGGGGCUCAUGGUGUGGGUGACGUUGGGAUUUGUGCGUGCACUUGCCUAUAUUGAGGCAGGUUGAGGACAGGGGUUGAGGAUGGUGAGGCCUGCCACCUGCAGGGCGAGCAGGCUGUCAGCUGACGGGAUGCGCACUUGCGCUGAGAGGACGCGGCUUCUUAGGCUGCGUACGGGCGCGCACUGCAAUCCUGCUAAGCAGGGGCCGCGCGGGCCCGCUUCCUGACACUACGCACUUCAAUGACACGGGCAUG